Messenger RNA from Amyelois transitella, 1308 nucleotides. RefSeq names its product sodium channel protein Nach. Gene Ontology annotation, biological process: sodium ion transmembrane transport. Gene Ontology annotation, cellular component: membrane. NCBI's taxonomy places the organism in Eukaryota, Metazoa, Arthropoda, Insecta, Lepidoptera, Pyralidae. Gene Ontology annotation, molecular function: ligand-gated sodium channel activity. The record is from RefSeq and is a predicted model, not a curated record. The coding region runs from base 1 to 1221 and encodes 406 amino acids. The transcript is spliced from 10 exons.
AUGUUCUGGCUGCUGAUAGUCCUGGCAUCAGCCGGAUGUCUGUAUUUGUUGCUGCUGUCCGAUGAACGAGAUGCCCUGAACUUCACCCCUGACACCCUCUACUUACCCUGGGCCACCACCUUCCCGGCUGUCACAGUUUGCGAGAUAUAUAACGCGAGAGAAGCCCCGAAGAAGCUUGGCGAAAAAUACCCAAAUUAUGUGAAACAUCUAAGCUUCGACUACAAGAAAUAUAUCGCGGCGAUAAUAUUUGGUCAUGGCACGUGUAGCAGGUCGUUUUGUGUGCCCUGCGGAGACAAGGUGCCCUGUGACUUGCCAUUUAGAACCAUCGCCGAAGAUUAUCACAUAUUUCAGAUACGUCUGAAAUGUACAGAGUUACUAUCGGACUGUUUCUUCAACGGGGUAGAGUUUCCAUGCUGCGAUAGAUUUCACAUUGUCGAUUCGGAGUACGGCCCGUGUUUCGCACUGAACACACUGCAAAGCGAGAAUUCACAAUUGGACUCACUUUUAAAAGUUAAUUUAACUACUGGUCCAGGAAAACUCGAUUUUCGUAUUUCUUCUGACGCUGAAAUCGCUGUGCAUAGUCCAGAAGAGUUAGCUACAUUGGGUUUAGAUCCCAAGUUCAAGGUUGAAGUGAGGCUGCACAUGGAGAACCGAGUAGAGUAUCUCUUCUCAGUGGUGGAGAUUGAGAACGACAAAGUUCUAACCCGGGAAGAUCUGAGCAUCCGGGGAUGCCGGUAUCUGAAAGAGAAACCAAGGGAUGAUUUCUAUAAGUAUCCAGUAUAUGGUUAUGGUGCCUGUAAACUUGCUCAACAAACUAAAAAUAUAUUUGGUCACUGCAAAUGUGUCCAUCCUAUCAGGCAUAAAGCCUAUGAAAAGAAGUACUGUAAUUACACAGGCAUACAUUGUGUGGUUCAUUAUGAAUUUGAAAAAGCGCAAUCGGGUGUGGACAAGAAUGCUUUGAUUGCGGAUCAGUGCCUGCCUUCUUGCGAAGAGAGUGAACUGAAGACUGUUCACGUUUCAAAGAGGUGGCUACCGGAGGAAUAUGGCAAGGGGACAAUUACAAUCCGCAUGACAUCGCUCCCUUCCCUGAGGUUUCAGAGAAACCUCAUCACUUCCAAUCUAGACAUUGUUGUGAACGUGGGAGGAAUGUUUAGUUUAUUCUUCGGAGCAUCUAUUUUCAGUCUAGUGGAGAUAUUUUAUCUAGUUUUUAGAAAGCAGUAAAUUAACAGGAUUUAGGGAACGUAAAAAUAUGAAUAGUAUUGAACAAUAUCAUGUAUUUAAAUUAUGACUUAUAUGAUUCGUUUUUGA